AUGGACAUUCCAUUGACGAAAACACCCGAAUCAGGAUCAAAGUUAUUGGGGAGGGUACAAGGAAUUGACGGAAGAGCAUGGCACGAGAAACUCGUGCAAUUGAUGGCAAUGAACAUUGUGUUUUUCACCAAGAAGUAUAACGGGAGUACGUUGACGCUUUUGGGGCGGAACCCGAUGUCCGAUGAGGUGAGGGAGAUGCCAGUGGUAGGAGGGAGUGGGCUUUUUCGGUUUGCUAGAGGGUAUCUUCAGGCAAGUACGUAUAGUGUUGAUUUCCAAACACGGGAUAAUGUUAUUGAGUAUAUUGUUCAUGUUUUUCAUUAUUGA
Molecule: messenger RNA, 324 nt
Organism: Helianthus annuus (common sunflower)
Lineage: Eukaryota; Viridiplantae; Streptophyta; Magnoliopsida; Asterales; Asteraceae
Product: dirigent protein 19-like
Exons: 1
Coding region: 1-324 (107 amino acids)
Source: RefSeq, a predicted model, not a curated record